UCCAAACCUCUCUCUCUUCUCUCUUCCCUCUUCCCUCUUCCCUCUUCCCUCUUCCCUUUAAAUCUGCCAUUUCGUCCUUCGUUUGUGAUUUUUUGUUGAUUCAUGUUCACUUUCCGGAGAAUAGAGAGAGAGAGAAUCAGUGAGAAAAUACUUGACACCGUAGUGAGAGAAAACGCUGUGUAAUUUGUUCUUGCUGUUCUUCAGGAUUUUGCAUUAGGAGCUUCAAAGAAUUCAGUCGUCGCAAGAGGAAUCAGAGACGAUUUUAUAUAAAAUUGAUGGACAAAAAAAGUGGCUGGCUCUGAUUUUUCUAUUUCCACCAGAAACUUUUGAUAAACAACGGCAAAGAUUCCUUAGAUCUAUUGUUGAAGCCAUUCGCUGUUUUUGAGUUUUCAUUUCCAGUGAUUCGGACUUCGGAGGUUUGGUGCCGCUUGGCGUUUGAUAUUGCGGAUACGAGGACCUGCUCUAUAACUACGUCCAUCUACGACAGUCUCGAAGGGUUUCUCCUAUUUAUCUGUUAGCACCGUCUUGUGUGCGCUGGAUGGAACAUGGAUGAGCUAAGAUGCACGACGUAUUACAUCUUCAAGGAAUUUAUUUGCAGUAGAAUUGUCAUCUACUUUCUUGUGCAAGUUGGAAGAAAUUGCUGAUUAAUUGCCAUGGUCUGCGAGAUGGAGACUGAGGUUAUUGAAGCUAUGGACAUCGAAGCUGUUCCUUCUAUGUGGCCUGAGGACGUUGGACCAGAUGUUAGAAAGCAGUUCAACGUAGAAAGGCCAAGAGCAGAUCAAGAUAUGUUGGAAGAAGUUAACAUAAUAGAGGAACCGACAAUUGUUGAUUUCAAGAGACUUAUAGAGUUAACUAACUAUACUGAGAAAGGAUCUUCACAAUUACAAUACCUCGCAAAACAGUGGGAGUAUAAGCAAGCGAAUGCUGUGCGUCUCCUUAGAGAAGAACUUGACAUCCUCAGCAAGCAGAGGAAAGAAGUUGAGCUCAAGAAAUUGAAAAUAUUAGAGGAACAUCUUUUUGAGGAAGAAAGAUAUGCUGGUGAUAAACGUCCAAUUUCUAUUUUAGAAGAAUCUUGUGAUAUAUGGCAAGAUAUUCCAAGGAGGAAAACUGAUUUCGUCAUUCAAAGUAAGGGAGUUGAAAUUGAUGCAGCGUAUGAUACAUUGACAUACUGGAAGCAGCGAGCCAUAGAUCUGGAAAAACUGUUGGAAGCAAGCCUACAGCGCGAGCAGAUGCUUGCAGAGAAGCUCAGGGAAAACAUAAAAAAUGUUGAAAAGCAGUCCUCACCAGUUGAGGAGUUGUCACAGAUUCUGAAAAGAGCCGACAAUUUUUUGCAUUUUGUGCUGCAGAAUGCACCUGUGGUUUUUGGUCAUCAGGACAAAGAAAUGCGCUACCGAUUUAUCUACAAUCAUUUUCCAAGUUUGCAAGAAGAGGAUAUUAUAGGAAGAACAGACGUUGAGAUUUUUACUGGUGCUGGUGUUAAAGAAUCUCAAGAUUUCAAGAAAGAAGUGCUAGACAAAGGGCUACCUGCAAAGAGGGAGAUUCAGUUUGAUACGGAAUUAUUUGGGCUUAAGACCUUUUUGAUUUACGUUGAACCUGUCUUCAGCAAGGCUGGGGAAACAAUUGGAAUAAAUUAUGUGGGAAUGGACAUAACCGAUCAGGUUAAAAAACGAGAAAAGAUGGCAAAGCUUCGCGAGGAGAUUGCAGUACAAAAAGCCAAGGAGUCAGAGCUGAACAAAACAAUUCACAUCACGGAGGAGACAAUGCGAGCAAAGCAAAUGCUAGCAACCAUGUCACAUGAAAUUAGGUCUCCACUGUCUGGAGUGGUUAGUAUGGCUGAGAUUCUGUCCACCACGAAACUUGAUCGGGAGCAGCGACAUCUGUUGGAUGUUAUGCUGUCUUCAGGAGACUUGGUGCUUCAACUUAUAAACGAUAUCUUGGACCUUUCUAAGGUCGAGUCAGGAGUAAUGAAGUUGGAAGCUACAAAAUUCCGUCCAAGAGAGGUUGUGAAGCAUGUUCUGCAGACUGCUGCAGCAUCAUUGCGAAAAUUCUUAGUUUUGGAGGGACGUAUAGCAGAUGAUGUCCCUAUAGAGGUCAUCGGAGAUGUUCUUAGGAUUCGGCAAAUCCUCACCAACUUGAUCAGUAACGCAAUCAAGUUCACUCAUCAAGGAAAGGUUGGAAUUAACCUUUAUGUGCUACCCUAUCCACCCAUCGGAAAAGGAGAAGAAAGCCCCAAGAAAUCAACGGCUGAUAACUCAACAGUUCCGGUAAAUGGUUGGCAAGAAGGAACAUGUCUUCCAGCCCCUCAGAAUGACUUGCGUGGCCAGAAACACGGUGACAGAAAUCACUUGCAUUUUGAUGCACCAGGAACCCCUAGUAAAAGUGAAACCACACAGAAUGGAAAUAGAGAAAACGAAUCUUGUUCACCAGAAACAACGGUAUGGAUACGGUGUGAUGUUUUCGACACAGGAAUUGGAAUACCAGAGAAUGCAUUACCAACCCUUUUUAAGAAGUACAUGCAAGCUAGUGUCGAUCAUGCUCGCAAGUAUGGAGGGACUGGACUUGGACUGGCAAUAUGCAAACAGCUGGUUGAAUUGAUGGGUGGUCAUCUCACCGUUUCCAGCCGAGAGAACCAUGGAUCUACAUUUACAUUUGUUUUGCCAUACAAGGUUUCGACCACUUGCAGUCCUUCCGAUGAUUCCGAUGAUCUCUCCGACGACGAGUCCACAAAUGAUGAAAUGACCGAGGGCUUCUUCCAAUUCCAACCCCACAGUUUCAGUUCUCUAGCAUCUUCUAAUGGCACAAGGAUCAUCCCAAACUCAAUGUUACAUACAACUGGGUAUCACACCUCAACCAAACUCAAUGGAUUUUCUGAAGCUUCUUUUCCUAUUCCCACAAACAACAUCACACCACAAGAAACUGCUUCUCUUAGAGAUGUCCCUUAUGCCAAUGCUGCUGCGGUAACCUCAAGCGAAUCACAAUGUUCAUCGAGUCGGAUGAACUCAGAGCUUGAUAACGAAAACCAACCAGACACUAAUGCUCGGUCCCAAAAUGUUGGUGUGAAUUCAGUUCACAGAUCAGAAACAAUGAAGCAAGAAAAUGGAUUGGAAAAGCCAAGUAAUAAAAUUCUAAAAACAGAACAGGGGAAGGAGAGAUCCGAUGAUGGAAGUAACCAUUGCAGAAGUAGCAGUAGUAGUGGUUCUGAAGUCACAAUGGGAUUGGAACCCAGAAUUCUUCUUGUUGAGGAUAAUAAGACCAAUAUUAUGGUUACUCAAUCCAUGAUGAAGAAGUUUGGCCAAAAAAUCCACGUUGUAACUAACGGAAUUGAGGCUGUUCGUGCAGUUCAACGCCGUUCUUACGAUCUCAUUCUCAUGGAUGUAUUCAUGCCUGUUAUGGAUGGCCUUCAAGCUACAAGGUUAAUUCGUUCUUUUGAGGAAACAGGCAGCUGGGAGGCAGCUGUAAAUGCUGGAAUCCAGCCAACUACGCCUUAUUGGACUCCCUCCUCCAGCAGGAUACCCAUCGUUGCUAUGACGGCAAAUUCAAUGUCAGAAAGCGCUGAUGAGUGUUAUGAAAAUGGUAUGGACUCGUUCGUAUCAAAGCCAAUCUCCUUCCAGAAGUUGAAAGAAUGUCUGGAACGGUAUUUACCACAACCUCCCUUGUAAAUGUAUGGUUUGUUUUGAGAAAGGUAAUGGUAGAAACAGUUCAGUAGGAAAGUUUUGUAAUCUUCCCUUUACCUCUUUUCUUUCUUUUUUUUUUUUUUUGGGGUCAAGUAAUGUAAUCAUUGUAACAUAUCCUCUUACCCUUACCACCUGCCCAAUUUGUAAAUUGUACAGUAAAAGCUGUGGUUAAUUUCCAGAGAAAAUCUGUAAUAAAGUUAUCACAUUUUGCUUUCGUGAGAAUUAGCUAAAUCUUCACUUCAGUCAACAUGGACACUAAUCUUCUUCUUUAUGUUUCCUACUAAUUGGUGGGUGAUCGAGCUACCUUGAGAGUCUAACAUCUCAACUCAAUCAUGUUAAAACUUAAAACUCUAUUUAUUUGGCUCCAUAAAGAAUAUCUAGAGAAUUCAAAAUAUUACAACUUAAAACAGGUGUGAUAGUGACUCAAAAAAGUCCUGAAAUAUUUGGAAAAACAUGAGAUAUAUUUUAAUAAAUAACUUUCAGAAGCUUUUUGUUUAGCCUAAAUUCUAUUCCGUUCUAAAUGUUCCAGGAGGAAUGGACCAAGAGAUAGUACUAUAUCUUUCAAUAAAACAAACACACCUCAUAUAACAUAAAAUGGCCUCGAAUGAUGUAUCGUCUUAAU
Molecule: messenger RNA, 4296 nt
Organism: Cucurbita maxima (winter squash)
Lineage: Eukaryota; Viridiplantae; Streptophyta; Magnoliopsida; Cucurbitales; Cucurbitaceae
Product: histidine kinase 5-like
Exons: 14
Coding region: 654-3659 (1001 amino acids)
Biological process (GO): phosphorelay signal transduction system; protein autophosphorylation
Molecular function (GO): phosphorelay sensor kinase activity; histidine phosphotransfer kinase activity
Source: RefSeq, a predicted model, not a curated record